This is a messenger RNA of Suillus fuscotomentosus, 1398 nucleotides long. RefSeq lists its product as uncharacterized. Gene Ontology annotation, cellular component: Golgi apparatus. The record is from RefSeq and is a predicted model, not a curated record. The transcript has 4 exons. The coding region runs from base 1 to 1398 and encodes 465 amino acids. NCBI's taxonomy places the organism in Eukaryota, Fungi, Basidiomycota, Agaricomycetes, Boletales, Suillaceae. Gene Ontology annotation, molecular function: O-acetyltransferase activity.
AUGGCCAAGAUCCCUUCGCUGCUCUCCAUCCGAUCCUUGUCCACAAAAGUCCUUUUGCUUGGUGCUAUCAUCACCUUCCUGAUCACACUCUACACGUUCUCUUCUCCAUACUCUUUUCGCAUAUCAAAUUGGUCCUCAAUAUUCUCACAGGAACGACAGCGCAGUUCCUGCACUCCGGAAGAGUGGUCGAGUGGGCGUUGGGUAUAUAGCCCGACGUCCGACUUGGUGAAUUUAACGCGUCCAGAACAGGCACUUUCCUUGGCGGGUUUUGAAGGUUGUGCUGCAGACCGUGAAUACCACUGGCAUCUGGGCACAGACCACGAAGAACUAUGGGACAGAUUUCCUAAAGUCUCUUCAUACAGGUGGUUGCCUUCGAGCAAGUGUGAUGUCCACCCUCUCAAUGGCGCAGCGAUGGUCAAGGACAUGGUAGCGAAUGGCGGAUGGCUUUUACUGGGCGAUUCGAUAACAGAGAACCAUUUCUUUUCGUUGUCGUGCCUCUUGUACCCGCAUGUCCGCGCAACCCCGAAUUACACUGAAAAUCCCUACUUUGACCGUGCAUGGCAGCAACAUUUAUACCUGUCGCCAUCGUCACCCAUAAUAUCCGAACUCGUCAUGCCGGAGGGCUUCUCCAUCGAAAACACACCACUCGUUUCGUUCCGACGUGUUGACCUGCUUCUUAAUGGAACAGAAUUAGAUACGAUAUACCACAGUCCAGCAUUUUCUCUUGAACCCACCGAGUUGGACAGUCAAGAUCUUGGUUCUCAAUAUACGAAGGCAGAGUCCGUAUUCGGCGACGAGGCAUUUUGGUCUCUUUCGCCAUCAGAAUACAUGGCCACACUCCUUGAUUCGCCCCCGGAUGCCAACUAUGGUACGCUGGUUGUGAGUACUGCCGGACACUGGACAACCGGCACAUUGCGGGCAUUUUACGACGAGGACGCUGGAGAAGAUGCUGGCUAUGGUAUCCAUAAUGUACUUGCAUUCUUCAAGGUUGCGAUGCGGGCUUGGGCAGGUGAAGUACAGGACGCCAUCACAGAAUACUACAAAAAUGGGGGCAGGCGUCCAAAACAGGUAGUGGUUAGAGCGUAUCUGCCUGGUCACGAGAACUGCCACAACAUCUUCGAGCCCACGGAGACAAUCACGCCAUGGGUCAAUAAGUGGUAUAAUUGGCCGUGGAUCCAGGACUUCAACACAGAAUUCCAGGCACUGCUGUCAUCAUCCGAAUUUCCAGACAUUCAUUUUCUUCCGAUCGAGAGGCCAGGACGGCUGCGCCCUGAUGCUCACGCCUCUGGAGAUUGUUUGCAUCUCAUAUCAGGUACUGGUGUUAUCGAGGGAUGGUCACACUACAUCUGGCAUUUUGUUACGCGCGAACUCAGGCAGAAAGAUAUCUCUCACCACUAG